Messenger RNA from Cuscuta epithymum, 1185 nucleotides. The record is from the annotation of a GenBank genome assembly. NCBI's taxonomy places the organism in Eukaryota, Viridiplantae, Streptophyta, Magnoliopsida, Solanales, Convolvulaceae.
UCCAAUAAAGUUUGUGUUAUUUAUUUUAUUUUGCCCUACAUAAUUCCCCAAAAUUUGAGAUUUUGGGACACAAUAAAGAAAAUGCGGGAAAUGAAAGGAGAGCUUGCCUCCGCAUAAAUUCGAGAGCAAGUGGACUCCUUCAAUUCCUGUGAAGAACCCAAACCGCGAAACUGCCGCAGCUCUUCCCCGCCGGUAGAAAUGGAGGCGUUUGCUGCAUCUUCAUCUGGUUCAAAUGGGCCGGGUCACAUUGGCAUAGCCGAAUCAUCCAUAAGGCUCCCUCUUCUCUACUUCUCGUUGAUGCUUGUUUGGUUUCUUUCUGUUUGUUCAUGGACCUAUCACACUUGCCGCACCCGCCAUUUUCAGAUAAAUAAAUUGCAGUGGACAUUAACUUCUGUUCCCCUAAUCAAAGCUUUACAACUUAUGCUAUGCUUCCUCUUCUGGUCUUCAUGCUUCUAUGAACAUGUAUGCUCGUUGCGGAUAUCUUUUGGGGUAUAUUUGACAGGAGUCCUUUCUCAGGCAGUGACAUUUGUUGCAUUCUUAAUUAUCUCUCAUGGAUAUUGCAUCACCCGUGAGAGUCUUUCUGUAUUUGACCGUCGAACUACUGCUUCCCUUGGCUGUGUUUUCUACUUAACUCUUAUUGGCUAUCGAGCUUCCAUACCUUAUUUCUCAGUUCUCCUAGCACUCAACUAUUCCGUUCUGUUUUAUGUGAUAUUCAGCCACAUAUCUCAGAACUUGUUGCUAUUACGGGAACAAUUGACCAUUGUUGAAAAUGAGGUUAUCCCUGGUAUGCACGAUGCGAUAUACAUGAAGUAUACUAUGCUGAAAUGGAGAUUACACUUUUUUUGUUACAGGAAAUUUCAAUGUGCUAUGCAUAUUGUGGCUGUUGCAGAACUUGCAAUAUUCAUAAACAUGGAAAGUUUGGUGGAUUCCUACUGGCUUCGGUUGUUGAUUCGUGAAUGGGCACACUUCUCUAUUAUUUUAUUUAUUGGGUGGACUUUUAAAUCAAAAGACUUGGGAUCGAAUUUUGAUGUAAUAUUAAAACCUGAAGGCAAGAGAAUAUUGCCUCCUAUCUACAGCAUUGAAAUGGAUGGAGCUACAUUCAGAGACUUCAACAGCCAAGAGUGGCACAUUGGUGUGCCGACUUCAUCUUCCAAAACGGGAAGCUUGCCAGGUUCAGUUUUUGUU